Arctia plantaginis is the source of this 285-nucleotide messenger RNA. Lineage: Eukaryota; Metazoa; Arthropoda; Insecta; Lepidoptera; Erebidae. The record is from the annotation of a GenBank genome assembly.
AUGUUCGUUCAUAGUCAGCAAUGGCUGUAUGUGAUGACGUUACAGUUAGCAACCGGAGCCAUAGGUGUCGUUGAAGUGUCGUUAGUUCGCGGGCGAGGGCGGCCGCGCUGCCGCGGUCGUCUCAAGAUCAAGGUCGUGCGGCAGACGUGCGGCAAGGUCACCUGGCUCCCGACGCCCCUCCGCACUCCCCGCGCUUGCCUCUCGUGCCUCUCACGCGCGCAAAUAUUUGCGACCGUCUGUCCUCCGCGACCGAUACGCCGAGGUCAGCCCGUCAACAGACCUUGA